Pungitius pungitius (ninespine stickleback) is the source of this 1472-nucleotide messenger RNA. RefSeq names its product CMRF35-like molecule 8. Gene Ontology annotation, molecular function: transmembrane signaling receptor activity. Bases 42 to 947 code for a protein of 301 amino acids. Gene Ontology annotation, cellular component: plasma membrane. The transcript is spliced from 7 exons. Lineage: Eukaryota; Metazoa; Chordata; Actinopteri; Perciformes; Gasterosteidae. The record is from RefSeq and is a predicted model, not a curated record.
GGAGACUGAAGAGAGGCUCCUUUAACCAUCAAACCUCCAUCAUGAACAACUUUGACACUUUGAUCUGCUUCUUCUUUUUCUCACUGGGAGGCAGAAACACUGGUCUCAUCAAUGCAGAGAUUCUCGUCCAUACAGGAGAGGAAGGAGGAAACAUCACAGUUGGAUGCUUUUUCACUUUCUCUGGAAAAACAAAGUUCUUCUGUAAGGAACCGUGUGAACAAGGAGACAUUCUCAUUAAAACCGAAGAGGACACAGCUGAGAGCGGCAGAUACAGCAUUAAAUAUAAAGAAGUUGGCUCUAAAGUGAUUUAUGUGACCAUCACUAAGCUGAUUAAGUCUGAUGCAGGAAAGUACAGAUGUGGUUUGGAUAGAUCUUUCUUACCAUCAUCAUCCAGUGAGAUUGAGAUCACAGUUGAAGAAGCUCGGAUCUCUUCACAACCAACAGUGACUGUCCAACCUUCUCCAGCAUCAGUCCCAUCAGCCUCCACAGAGACUACGACACAGAGUGUGAGCUCCAGCACAGGAAGCUGCACUCCUCCAUCAGCCCCACCUGAAGGUACCAAGACGACCCAGAAGACACAGACAACUAAGGGCGGUCUGCUGUAUGUGGGUCUGUCUCUGGCCGUCAUCAUUGUUGUGUUAUUAGCAGCUGCACUGAUACUCUGCAGGAAGAGGGCCAGUAAACCCAAAGAUCAUCCUGUGGAUACGAUUUACCCGAAUCACACAGAGGACAACCGCGUGUACGAGGAGAUCAGAGAGGAGGACAGACGCAGCUCUUCUGCUCCUGUAGACAUUUCAUCACUUUACACUUCUGUAAAAUACAACACACAAAAUGAGGUCGAAACCACAGACGUAUACAGCUUGGCAACUGCAGCCACUUCUCACGAGACGGGGGACUCUGCCUCUUGUGGUGAGAGAGACAACGUGAUCUACUCUUCCUCCAGCUGAAGUGGCGCCGCGCUGAAGACUCCUCACGUCCUCCGUACGUUGUUCUCCACAUCAGCAGCAGCAGAAGAAGAGGCCGCCGACGCCCCGUUCUGCAUCAACAGGGGAGCACGAAGGCUUUGAACCAGCAACCAGCAGGCCACCAUCCGUUUUUAUCAAGUCAGAGGCCUUAACACGUUAUUUUGAGAACUUUUAUAGUAGUUUUACAGUUAUAAAUGUGACACCUAGGAGCCAAGUAGCUGCUGGAAUGAAAAGAUAAUCUAUAUUGUGAUCGCAGCCAAAGGCUGUAUUGGUUCUUGUAUUGUCUGCUCUGCUUUUUUAAGAUUAUAAUUGGUUUUGUUGAGGUUGUUUAUAUAACAUGAGCACAAUAGUGAGGGGAAAUAUAGUAUGUAGCAUAUUUUGAUACUUUAAACUAUAGUAAUAUAUUAUCAUCCCAAUGAGACUAAAAUAGUUUAUAAUAGACUCCAUGCUCAGGAGAAAUUGGGAAAACUCAAAAUAUAUUUUCUUGACAAAAAUAAAACAAAUGUU